AUGUUCACCUGUACAGAGAGACCAGUCCCAAUCCUUGCCAAGACUCUCAAGGGCGUCGCUUUAAAUCGCAGCCUGACCUCUCCACCCAGGAACAGCGGAGCAAUCUCCAACCCCCGGAGAUCAACAAGACAACACCCUGGACCAGCACCCUGGAACCCCCAGCCAUGGCCACAGCACCACCAACCUCAAUGCCCACCACAGCCAGCGCAGACCACCCCAGCCCAGUUUCUGACCCACCCAGACGAGGCCUACCACCCCCCUCCCUCCCACCGUAGACCCACACCUGAAGGAGCUACGGCCCGGCAGGCAGAGCUAUGCACAGGCUGUGAGAGGAGCAACUGGCCCAGCCCCCGCCAAACGAAAUUACUGACAUUAAAACAAAUACUGAAUCUACUAUGCUCACAUGUGAUAGGCCGAGGGUCAUGGUAAGAUGAGCACAAUAACUCCACCAUCCUCACACUACAUCCACCCAAGUGGCAUGACACAAAUGCUAUCUUAAAUGAUAAACAAAUCACAUUUGCAUAAUAAGAGUUUAUGUUAAUAGAAAAAAAAUCAUAUUUUAAUAGUUAUUGUUGGAUUGUGAGUGUUUAUUUCAUUUUGAAGUUAAGAAAAAAACAGCUAUGAAGUCUUUUUACGUUGCAUGUUGGAAUUUACAAGGUUUGAAGUCCUCUGCUUUUGGGCUAAAGAGCAGAAACCCAGACUUCCUUAAAGAAAUUGAUGAUGUUGAUAUUGUAGUUGUCAGGUGUUGAGUGUGGAUGCGGUGAGGGAAUCAAGCGCAGGAAACACGGGCGUUCGUCAACAGACUUUAGUAAACAAAAAAGCAGCACCAAACAGGCGAACAGCCAACCCAACCGGGAAGCAAAGUACAAAAUUACGCACAACACACACAGUGCGUAAAAAUGAAUAAAGCGCACACAGUGCGGACUCUCGGGAAAAACAACAAACACGAGAGUAUACAACAGAGCAACAGCUUGACAAUGAACAAUACCACAUAACACCUGCCCCCACACACGAAAACUAAAUAGGCAACCAAAUCAAACACUAACAAGGGACAGGUGUACAAACAGACAAAACCAAACAAACACAGCUAGUACUCCGGGGACGACGACCGCCGAAGCCUGCCCGAACAAGGAGGAGGAGCAGCCUCGGCCGAAACCGUGACAGUACCCCCCCCCUUGACGCGCGGCUCCAGCCGUGCGCCGAUCCCGGCCUCGGGGACGACCAGGACGACGCGGAGCAGGGCGCGUAGGAUGACCCCGAUGGAACUCGGUCAGCAGGGACAGGUCUAAUAUGUCCCUCCUCGGCACCCAGCACCGCUCCUCCGGGCCGUACCCCUCCCACUCCACGAGAUAUUGGAGACCCCCCAUCCGGCGUCUCGAAUCAAGGAUGGACCUCACAGUGUACGCCGGAGCCCCCUCGAUGUCCAACGGGGGCGGAGGAGUCUCUUCUAUCUCAUAGUCCUGGAGUGGACCAGCUACCACCGGCCUGAGGAGAGACACAUGGAACGAGGGGUUAAUAUUCCUGUAAUCAAUAGGCAGUUCUAACCUGUAACACACCUCGUUCAACCUCCUCAGGACUUUGAAUGGCCCCACAAACCGCCGACCGACCCAGCUUCCGGCAGGGCAGGCGGAGGGGCAGGUUCCUGGUCGAGACCCAGACUCGAUCUCCAGGUGCGUACACAGGCCCCUCACUGCGGUGGAGAUCGGCGCUCGUCUUAUGCCGACGGAUGGCCCACUGCAGAUGAACGUGGGCAGCGUUCCAUGUCUCCUCCGAGCGCCGCACCCACUCAUCCACCGCAGGGGCCUCGAUCUGGCUCUCGUGCCAAGGUGCCAGAACCGGCUGGUACCCUAACACACACUGGAAAGGGGUUAGUUGGGUGGAGGAGUGGCGGAGAGAGUUCUGUGCCAUCUCGGCCCACGGAACGUAUCUCGCCCACUCCUCCGGCCGGCCCUGGCAAUAAGACCUCAGAAACCUACCCACAUCCUGGUUGACACGUUCAACCUGCCCAUUACUCUCCGGGUGGUAACCCGAGGUAAGGCUCACCGAAACCCCCAACCGUUCCAUAAACGCUCUCCACACUCUGGAGGUGAACUGGGGGCCUCGAUCAGACACUAUAUCCUCGGGUACCCCGUAAUGCCGGAAGACAUGGGUGAACAGAGCCUCAGCAGUCUGUAGGGCAGUAGGGAGACCCGGCAUGGGAAGGAGACGACAGGCCUUCGAGAACCGAUCCACAACGACCAGGAUGGUAGUAUUCCCCUGUGAGGGGGGAAGGUCGGUAACAAAAUCCACCGAGAGGUGGGACCAGGGUCGUUGUGGAACGGGCAGGGGUUGUAGCUUACCCCUGGGCAAAUGUCUGGGCGCCUUACACUGGGCACACACCGAACAGGAGGAGACAUAAAUCCUCACAUCCCUGGCUAACGUUGGCCACCAGUACUUAGUGCUCAGGCAGUGAACUGUCCGGCCGAUACCUGGAUGUCCAGAGGAGAGGGACGUAUGAGCCCAAUAAAUGAGGCGAUCGCGUACCUCGAGCGGAACGUACGUCCGACCCACUGGACACUGUGGAGGACUUGGGUCGGUGCGUAACGCCCGCUCGAUCUCUGCAUCGACCUCCCAUACCACCGGUGCAACCAGACAAGACUUUGGUAGUAUGGGAGUGGGCUCAACGGACCUCUCCUCCGUGUCAUACCGCCGAGACAGGGCAUCUGCCUUCCCGUUCUGGGACCCAGGGAUGUAAGUGAUCUUAAACACAAACCGGGCUAGAAACAUAGUCCAGCGAGCCUGGCGAGGAUUCAGUCUCCUAGCUGCCCGGAUGUAUUCCAGGUUACGGUGGUCAGUCAAAAUGAGGAAAGGGUGUUGAGCCCCCUCAAGCCAAUGCCUCCACACCUUUAGGGCCUGUACCACGGCUAACAGCUCCCUGUCCCCUACGUCAUAAUUCCGCUCCGCCGGACUGAGCUUCUUAGAAUAAAAGGCACAGGGGCGGAGUUUAGGUGGUGUGCCAGACCGUUGUGAGAGAACGGCCCCAAUACCGGCCUCGGACGCGUCUACCUCUACCUGGAAUGGUAAAGCGGGAUCCGGAUGCGCCAACACCGGCGCCGAGGUAAACAGGUCCUUCAGUCUCCCAAAAGCCCUGUCCGCCUCAGCUGACCACCGCAAGCGCACCGGACCCCCCUUCAACAGAGACGUUAUGGGAGCUGCCACCUGUCCAAAACCCCGGAUAAACCUCCGGUAGUAAUUCGCAAAACCCAAGAACUGUUGCACCUCUUUCACAGUGGUUGGGGUUUGCCAAUUACGCACAGCUGACACCCGGUCAACCUCCAUCUUCACCCCUGACGCAGACAACUGAUAACCCAAAAAGGAGACCGACUUCUGAAAGAACAGACAUUUCUCUACCUUGACAUAUAGGUCAUGCUCCAACAGCCUCCUCAACACUCGGCGCACCAGGGCUACAUGCUCUGCUCGGGUAGAACUGUACACCAGAAUAUUGUCUAUGUACACGACUACUCCCUGCCCCUGCAUGUCCCGGAAAAUCUCAUCGACGAAGGAUUGGAAGACUGAGGGAGCAUUCAUUAACCCAUAUGGCAUGACGAGAUACUCGUAAUGACCGGAGGUCGUGCUAAACGCUGUCUUCCAUUCAUCGCCCUCUCUAAUGCGCACCAAGUUAUAUGCGCUCCUGAGAUCCAAUUUUGUGAAGAACUGAGCACCGUGUAAUGAUUCCGUCAUAGUCGCAAUCAGAGGAAGUGGAUAGCUGUACUUCACCGUAAUCUGAUUGAGACCGCGGUAAUCAAUACACGGGCGCAGACCUCCAUCUUUUUUCUUCACAAAAAAGAAGCUUGAGGAAGCGGGUGAAGUGGAGGCCCGUAUGUAUCCCUGUCUCAGAGACUCGGCGAUGUAAGUUUCCAUCGCCUUCCUCUCCUCUUGAGACAAGGGAUACACAUGGCUCCGCGGGAGGGCUGCUCCUAACUGGAGAUCUAUCGCACAAUCCCCCCGUCUAUGAGGCGGCAGCUGCGCCGCUCUAGUCUUACUAAACACCAGUGUCAAAUCCUCAUACUCGGGGGGAAUAUGCAGUGCAGGCAUUAGAUUCAGACUUUCCACCGAGGUCGCCCCUAUGAAAACACCCAGACACAGCCCCUCACACUGAGCAGACCACCCUUUAAGAGCUUUCUCUCGCCACGAUAUAGUAGGGUCAUGGGUAAUCAACCAGGGAAGCCCCAGCACCACCGGAUACGCAGGAGAGUCAAUCAGGUAGAGCUGAAUCGUCUCCUCAUGACCCCCCUGCGCCUCCAUCUUAAGGGGCGCUGUGACCUCCCUAAUCAACCCAGAUCCUAACGGACGGCUAUCUAGGGCAUGUACAGGGAAAGGCUUAUCAACGGGAAGGAGAGGAAUCCCUAAUUCUACACAGAACUGGCGAUCUACAAAGUUCCCAGCUGCGCCUGAAUCGACUAGUGCCUUAUGCUGGGAACGAGGUGCUACCUGUGGAAAACAAACAGGCAAGGUUAUGUGAACGACAGAAAGCUCUGGGUAAGUAGGGCGCCUACUCACCUGCUGACUCCAUGUGGGAUGUGGUAUUCUGUCAGGUGUUGAGUGUGGAUGCGGUGAGGGAAUCAAGCGCAGGAAACACGGGCGUUCGUCAACAGACUUUAGUAAACAAAAAAGCAGCACCAAACAGGCGAACAGCCAACCCAACCGGGAAGCAAAGUACAAAAUUACGCACAACACACACAGUGCGUAAAAAUGAAUAAAGCGCACACAGUGCGGACUCUCGGGAAAAACAACAAACACGAGAGUAUACAACAGAGCAACAGCUUGACAAUGAACAAUACCACAUAACACCUGCCCCCACACACGAAAACUAAAUAGGCAACCAAAUCAAACACUAACAAGGGACAGGUAUACAAACAGACAAAACCAAACAAACAUGAAACAUCGAACGGUGGCAGCUAGUACUCCGGGGACGACGACCGCCGAAGCCUGCCCGAACAAGGAGGAGGAGCAGCCUCGGCCGAAACCGUGACAGUAGUACUACAGGAAACAUGGUGCAGAGGUGAUGUUUCCACUGGCUGUCCACUAGGUUAUAGGGAGAUAAUCGUACCGUCCACCAAAUUAAAAGGAAUCACACAGGGCAGAGACUCAGGGGCAAUGCUAAUAUGGUAUAAAUCUGAACUAACUAAUUCAAUCGAAUUGAUAAAAACAGGAGAAUGCUUUAUCUGGUUAAAAAUCAACAAGGAGGCUAUCUUAACAGAUAACAACGUCUUCCUCUGUGCCACGUACAUUCCCCCCUCAGAGUCACCCUACUUCAUUCUAGAUGGGGAGAUUAGUCACUUUCAGGCCCAAGGCAACGUACUGGUCUGUGGAGACCUGAAUGCUAGAACAGCAGAAGAACUAGACACUAUUAACUGUCAUGGGGACAAACACCUCCCGGGAAGCAACAACCUUUCCCUCCCCACAUACCCCCCCCAGAAACAACUAUGACAAAAUGGAGUACAGCUCCUGAAGCUCUGUCGAACACUGGGUCUGUACAUUGUCAAUGGUAGGCUAAGAGGGGACGCUUUUGGUAGGUACACCUACAGCUCAUCCCUUGGCAGCAGUGCUGUAGACUACUUCAUCACCAACCUCAACCUAGAGUCUCUCAGAGGCUUCACAGUUAGCCCACUAACACCUCUCCCAGACCACAGUAAAAUCACAGUGUAUAUGAGAAGAGCAGAACCAACCAUGAAGCAUCAUGGCCCAAUAAAUUACAUGGUACUAAACAGGCCUAUAGAUGGAGUGCAAACAGUACAGAAAUCUACCAAAAAGCUAUUAGUAGCCAAAACAUACAAUCUCUCCUUGACAACUUUUUAGCCUUAACAUUCUCCUACAGCAAUGAAGGCUGUUUGGAACAUAAACUUUAUAUUUGACAAAUUAGCCUCCUUGGCUAAUGUAAAGAAACAUAAGAGCAAACCAAAAAUAAUAGAUCAUGAAAAAUGGUUUGAUAAUGAUUGCAAAAAAUAUAAGAAAGUAAUUGAGAAAUAUAUCUAAUCAAAAACACAGACAACAAAAAUAUACGCCUUCAAUAUGGGGAAACACUGAAGCAAUACAAACACAAUCUAAGAACAAAAAAGGGAGAGCACAUUAGAAAUUGCUGGAUGUAAUUGAGGAAUCCAUAGAAUCAAACCACUUCUGGGAGAAUUGUAGUAAAUUAAACAAACCUCAUCAUGAGGAAUUGGCUAUCCAAAAUGGGGAUAUGUGGAGAAAUCACUUUGCAAACCUCUGCAGCAAUAUAACAAAGAUACAGAACAACAAGAUAUACAAGAAAAAUUACUAAUCCGUGAAUCAGCAGUCAAAGACUAUCAGAAUGCUGUGGAUACCCCAAUUACAGAACAAUAAUUAUUGGAAAAACUAUGCACUCUCCAACCCAAAAAGGCCUGUGGUGCUGAUGGUAUUUUAAAUGAAAUGAUCAAAUAUACAGACUGCAAAUUCAAAUUGACUAUAUUCAAACUCUUCAACAUUAUCCUCACUGCAGGUGCUUGUGACACUCUGGCUCUGGGACUUUUGUAUUUGAGCCAGGGUGUAUUUUGUUUUGUUGGGUUUUGGUUUGGUUAUGUUGGGCAUUUGGGUUAUUUCUAGGUUUGCCUUUCUGUUGGUUUCAUUUCUAGGUUUGGUCGAUGACUCCCAAUCGGAGGUAACGAGUGUCAGCUGUCGGCUCGUUAUCUCUGAUUGGGAGCCAUAUUUAUUCUGUAUGUUUUCUUGUGGGAGUUGUGGGUUUUUGUUCCUGUUUAGUCUUUGUCACUAUUGGACUUCACAUUCGUCGCUUUGGUUUGUUGUUGUUGGUUGCUUUAAGUAAAUAAAGUCAACAUGUUCUUUUCACUCGCUGCGCCUUGGUCUUACUUAGACGACAUCGACCCACGUGACAGAAAAACCCACCAUAAAAGGACCAAGCAGCAUGUCAAGCGGCAACAGGAUUUAUGGACGCCUAUCAAGGAUUCAUGGACUUGGGAGGAGAUUCUGGAUGGAAAGGGUCCUUGGGCACAACCGGGAGAGUAUCGCCGCCCUCGUGAAGAGCUGGAGGCAGCUAAAGCCGAGAGGAGGCGGUAUGAGGAGGCAGCACGGAGUCAAGGCUGGAAGCCCGUGGGUACUACCCAAAAAUUUAUUGGGGGGGGGCUUAAAGGGAGUGUGGCGAAGUCAGGUAGGAGACCUGCGCCUACUCCCUGGACUUACCGUGGAGAGCGAGAGUACGGGCAGACACCGUGUUACGCAGUAGAGCGCAUGGUGUCUCCUGUACGCAGGCAUAGCCCGGUUCGACACAUUCCAGCUCCACGUAUCGGCCGGGCUAGAUUGAGCAUUGAGCCGGAUGUCAUGAAGCCGGCCCAACGCAUCAGGCCACCAGUGCGUCUUCUCGGUCCGGCGUACAUGGCACCAGCCUUACGCAUGGUGUUCCCGGUUCGCCCUCAUAGGCCGGUGCGGGUUAUUCCACCUCCCCGUACUGGUCGGGCGACGGGGAGCAUCAACCCGGGUAAGGUUGGGCAGGCUCAGUGCUCAAGGGGGCCAGUAAGCCUGCACGGUCCGGUGUUUCCGGCGCCACCUCCCCGCUCCAGCCCAGUACCACCAGUGCCUACACCACGCACUAGGCUUCCUGUAAGUCUGCAGAGCCCUGUGUCUCCUCCACGCACUAGCUGUAUGGUGCGUGUCUCCAGCCUUUUCCCACCAGUGCCUACACCACGCACCAAGCCUCCUGUGUGUCCCCCGAGUCCUGUGCGUCCUGUUGCUGCUCUCCGCACUAGCCCUUAUGUGCGUCCUCAGGGUCCAGCAUGCCCUGUUCCGGCUCUCCGCACUAGGCUUUAUGUGCGUUCCCAGGGUCCAGCAUACCCUGUUGCUUCUCCCCGCACUAGCCCUGAGAUGCGUGUCCUCAGCCCGGUACCUCCAGUUCCGGCACCACGCACCAGGCCUACGGUGCGCCUCAGACGGCCAGAGUCUGCCGUCUGCCCAACGGGGCCUGAACUGCCCGUCUGCCCAAAGGCGCUUAAGCCGCCCGUCUGCCAUGAGCCUUCAGAGCCGUCCGCCAGACCGGAGCCGCUAGAGUCUUCCGCCAGACAGGAUCAGCCAGAGCCUUCCGCCAGACAGGAUCAGCCAGAGCCUUCCGCCAGCCAUGAGCAGCCAGAUCCGUCAGCCAGCCAUGAGCAGCCAGAUCCGUCAGCCAGCCAUGAGCAGCCAGAUCCGUCAGCCAGCCAUGAGCAGCCAGAUCCGUCAGCCAGCCAUGAGCAGCCAGAUCCGUCGGCCAGCCAUGAGCAGCCAGAUCCGUCGGCCAGCCAUGAGCAGCCAGAUCCGUCAGCCAGCCAUGAGCAGCCAGAUCCGUCGGCCAGCCAUGAGCAGCCAGAUCCGUCGGCCAGCCAUGAGCAGCCAGAUCCGUCAGCCAGCCAUGAGCAGCCAGAUCCAUCAGCCAGCCAUGAGCAGCCAGAUCCUUCAGCCAGCCAUGAGCCGUCCAGCCAGGAUCCGCCAGAGCCGUCCAGCCAGGACCCGCCAGAGCCAGCCAGCCAGGAUCCGCCAGUGAGUCCGGUGCUGUCCCUUAGCCCGGUGCUGCCCCUUAUCCUGGUGCUGCCCCUUAGUCCGGUACUGCCCCUUAGUCCGGUGCUGCCCCUUAGUCCGGUGCUGCCCGUUAGUCCGGUGCCGCCCCUUAAUCCAGUGGGGUUUAGUUGGGGGGUGGUCAUGUGGAGGAGGCUACGGAAGCGGAUAGUGACUAAGGUGGGGUGGGGACCACGACCAGGGCCAGAACCGCCACCGGUGGACAGACGCCCACCCAGACCCUCCCUUAGACUGUAUGCUGGUGCGCCCGGAGUGCGCACCUUUAGGGGGGGGUACUGUGACACUCUGGCUCUGGGACUUUUGUAUUUGAGCCAGGGUGUAUUUUGUUUUGUUGGGUUUUGGUUUGGUUAUGUUGGGCAUUUGGGUUAUUUAUAGGUUUGCCUUUCUGUUGGUUUCAUUUCUAGGUUUGGUCGAUGACUCCCAAUCGGAGGUAACGAGUGUCAGCUGUCGGCUCGUUAUCUCUGAUUGGGAGCCAUAUUUAUUCUGUAUGUUUUCUUGUGGGAGUUGUGGGUUUUUGUUCCUGUUUAGUCUUUGUCACUAUUGGACUUCACAUUCGUCGCUUUGGUUUGUUGUUGUUGGUUGCUUUAAGUAAAUAAAGUCAACAUGUUCUUUUCACUCGCUGCGCCUUGGUCUCCUUCACUCCUCGACGAACGUGACAGUGCUUUCCCCGAUAUGUGGAACCAAGGAUUGAUCACACCAAUCUAUAAAAAUGGAGACAAAUUUGACCCAAAUAACUACAGAGGAAUUUGCAUUAAUAGCAACUUGGGAAAUAAUUAUCGUACAACAGACCACAUUUUCACCCUCCAGACUCUAAUUGACAAACAAGUCAACCAAAACAAAGGCAAAAUCUACUCGUGUUUUGUAGUCUUCAAGAAAGCAUUUGAUUCAAUUUGGCACAAAGGUCUUUUUUAUAAACUAAUAGAAAGUGGUAUUGGAGGGAAAACAUAUGAUGUUAUUAAAUCAAUGUACACUAAAAACAAAUGUGCGGUUAAAAUUGGCAACAAGCAAACAGACUUCUUCUCUCAGGGACGUGGCGUGAAACAUUUUCCAAUCAGUUAUAGAACCAAUUGCUCUAUAUGGCAGCGAAGUAUGGGGUCCCCUCUCUAAUAAUGAAUUUACUAAAUGGGACAAACAUCCAAUCAAAAUACUGCAUGCAGAGUUUUGCAAGACUGUAUUGCAAGUGCAAAGAAAAACUCAAAAUAACGCAUGUAGAGCAGAAAUGGGCCAAUACCCCCUCCAUAUCCGAAUAGAAAAAAGAGCCAUCAAAUUUUACAACCAUCUAAAAACAAGUGACCCCAAAACAUUCCAUCACACAGCUCUACAAUGUCAAGAGAUGAAACAAGAGAAGAGUCCCCUCAGCCAGCUGGUUCUGAGACUCAGUUCACUAACCAAAACCAACCUCAUAGAGCCUCAGGACAGCACUCAGAAAAUCUGGCCCAAUCAAAUCAUCACAAAGCAAAAAGAAAAAUAUAUUACCUAUUGGAAAGACACCACAAAAAAUCAAAGUAAACUUCAAUGCUAUUUGGCUCUAAGCAGACAGUAAAUUGUGGCAGACUAUCCGACCACUGUGACUGAUAGAAAACUGAGGAAAACAAUGACUAGUGUCACGCUCUGGCUCCGGGACUUUGUAUUUUGAGCCAGGGUGUGUUCGUUUUGGUUUUGUGUUUCCCUUAUUUGGUCAAAUGACUCCCAAUCGGAGGUAACGAGUGUCAGCUGUCGGCUCGUUAUCUCUGAUUGGGAGCCAUAUUUAAACUGUCUGUGUUCACCUUGUGUUUGUGGGAUUUUGUUCGUGUGGUUCGUGUUGUACCAUUAGACGUCACGUUUUCGUUGUUUAUUGUUUUGUUCGUGUGAACGUUGAAAUAAAUAGUAAUAUGUUCGCUCGCAACGCUGCGCCUUGGUCCUUUUUAUAUGACGAUCUUGACAGAAAAUCCCACCAAGACCAGACCAAGCAGCGUGUCCAAGGGCCAUCGCCAAAUGAUCUCCGUGGCAGCUUCGACUGGGUCAAGCCCAUUGAGGAGUUGAGUGAGGAGGGUUGGAGACAGAGGAGCGAGAGGUGGGAGAGAAUGUUGGAGGCCUGGAGAGACCCCCAGAAAAUUUUUAGGGGGGGGCUCACGACGUCGGGGCAGCAGGAGGCCGCUAUGGAGCGGUCCAGCGGGGUUGCAGAAGAGGCCGCCAGGUUACGGGGGCCACUGGUAGAAGAGGGGAUGGUAGGUGUAGAGGCACGGCGAGAGGUACUGGCGGGUGUUGCCAGUCCGGUCCGGCCCGUUCCAGAUCCCGGUGUAGAGCCAGUGGUGUGUGUCCCCAGUACGGUCCGGUCUAUUCCUGCUCCCCGCACCAAACCUACGGUGUGCGUCGACAGCCCAGCCCGGCCCGUUCCUACGCUCCGCACCGAGUCUGUGGUGCGCGUCGCCAGCCCAGCCCGGCCCGUUCCUGCGCUCCACACAGAGUCUGAGGUGCGCUUCGCCAGCCCAGCCCGGCUUCUUCCUGCUCCACGCACAAAGCCCACGGUGUGCGUCGCCAGCCCGACCCGGCCUGUUCCUGCUACUCGCACCAAACCAGGGGUGCGAGUCGCCAGCCUGGUUCAACCCGUUCCUGCUACUCGCACCAAGCCAGGGGUGCGAGUCGUCAGCCUGGUCCAGCCCGUUCCUGCUACUCGCACCAAACCAGGGAUGCGAGUCGUCGGCCUGGUCCAGCCCGUUCCUGCUACUCGCACCAAGCCAAGGGGGCGAGUCGUCAGCCUGGUCCGGCCUGUUCCUGCUACUCGCACCAAGCCAAGGGUGCGAGUCGUCAGCCCGGUCCAGCCCAUUCCUGCUACUCGCACCAAGCCAGGGAUGCGAGUCGUCAGCCUGGUGAGGUCCGUUCCGGCUCCACGCACCAAGCCUAGGGUGCGUAUCGUCAGCCAGGUCCGGUCCGUUCCUGCCUCACGCGCUAAGCCAGGGAUGCGCGUCGUCAGUCCUGAUCCAGCCAGCUGGGUCAGAUCGGAUCGGGGCCAUUAUGCGGGGAUUGAAGUAGGGUGGUGGUCAAGCCCGGAGCCGGAGCCGCCUCCGAGGAGCAACACCCACCCAGCCCUCCCCUAUUUUGGGGGUUUGAGGCGCGGUCGCAGUCCGCGCCUUUAGGGGGGGGUACUGUCACGCUCUGGCUCCGGGACUUUGUAUUUUGAGCCAGGGUGUGUUCGUUUUGGUUUUGUGUUUCCCUUAUUUGGUCAAAUGACUCCCAAUCGGAGGUAACGAGUGUCAGCUGUCGGCUCGUUAUCUCUGAUUGGGAGCCAUAUUUAAACUGUCUGUGUUCACCUUGUGUUUGUGGGAUUUUGUUCGUGUGGUUCGUGUUGUACCAUUAGACGUCACGGUUUCGUUGUUUAUUGUUUUGUUCGUGUGAACGUUGAAAUAAAUAGUAAUAUUUUCGCUCGCAACGCUGUGCCUUGGUCCUUUUUAUAUGACGAUCUUGACAACUAGGUACAGAUUCAGUGAGCACAGUCUGGCUAUAGUCUGUCGUCCAGGGUAGGGGAGGGAAUGACCGGCAGGGAUGUAGCUCAGUUGGUAGAGCAUGGCGUUUGCAACGGCAGGGUUGUGGGUUCGAUUCCCAUGGGGGGUAUGAAAAAAUAAAUAAUGUAUGCACUCACUAACUGUGAGUCGCUCUGGAUAAGAGCGUCCGCUAAAUGACUAAAAUGUAAAAAUGUAAUUAUAGAGACCGGUCGUCACAGGCAAACCUGGCUGCCCAGAGAGGACAGGCUGUGCUCCCUCUGUGAUGAGGUGUGAAUGAGUCAGGCGCAGGAGGUAAAACACAGAAAUCCAGAGUUUAUUCAGUGUACAAUAAUGUAGCGCAUAUAGCGACAGAAGGAAACUAGCACAAGGGAAAAUCCACCUUGGCUGCACACAGGGAAAGAGUAGCUCAACCCAGCUACUCACUCUCACAACGAACAAUCACUCACAAAGGACAAGGGGGCAGAGGGAACACUUAUACACAGACUAAUGAGGGAAUGAGUACCAGGUGUGUGUGAUUGACAAGACAAGACAAGACAAAUGGAGCGGUAGUGGCUAGUAAGCCGGUGACGACGAACGCCGAAACCUGCCCGAGCAAGGAGGAGGGGCAGCCUCGGUUGAAUUCGUGACACUCUGCUCCAGGGGAGAGGAAGAGACAGAGCUGCAUUUCCUAUUACACUGUGACAAAUACUCAGACCUAAGAUAAUAUUUUCUUGCCCAAAAUGAUCAUUCAGUACAAAGAAUUUGAAACUAUAAAAUCAAAUAUUUAUUGGGUGAAAAGCCAAAAUGUGCAACCAAAUGUGUCCUCCUGCCACAACCUAAGUGACAGCCAGUGGAAAGUGCAAUGUAAUGUCGAUAUUCUUAGUUUUGUUUUGGCUUUCAUACCAUGGCAUGUGGCUUCUCAGUCAUGUUGAGACUGGUCUACUACUAUUGCUUUAAUGUAUUGUUAUUCUCAUUAAUAUUGUUGUUGUAGUUGCUGUUAAUGGUAAUCCCAUUUCCACUACUACUAUUAUUAUUGCUGUUGGUCCCACCAUUUUUUGUUAUAUGUAUACUUUGACAAUGUACGUAAUUUAACUUGCCGUGUCAAUAAAGUCUAUUGAAUUGAAUUGAGAGAGAGGGGGGGGGGGGGGGGGGGGGGGGGGGGGAGGAAGGCGAGAGAGAGAGAGAGAGAGAGAUACAGAGAUAUAAGUAAUGGGUAAACUAUACUAUCACAGCAUAGUAUAGUAUAGUUUACCCAUAGCUUAUCACAGUAUAGUAUAGUUUACCCAUAGCUUAUCACAGUAUAGUAAAGUAUUGUUUACCCAUAGCUUAUCAUAGCAUAUUAUAGUAUAGUAUACCCAUAGCUUAUCACUGUCACGUUCGUUCAAUGACGGGUCAGACCAAGGCGCAGCGUGAUAUGCGUACAUGUUUAUUUAACUUAUAAACACAACGACUAAACAACAAACGAAACGAAACGUGAAGUCCAAAGGUAGAACACACAACAUACCUUACACGGAACAAGAUCCCACAACUCACUAGUGCCAAACGGCUGCCUAAGUAUGGUCCCCAAUCAGAGACAACGAGCGACAGCUGCCUCUGAUUGGGAACCACACCGGCCAACAUAGAACUAUACAUACUAGACAAGCCACAUAGAUAAUACACAACAAAGAAUAUACACACCCUGACUCAAUAUAUACGAGUCCCCUGAGUCAGGGCGUGACAGUACCCCCCCCCCCCCCCCCCCCCCCCCCCCCCCCCAAAGGUGCGGACUCCGACCGCACAACCUUCACCUAACAGUGUAGGGGCCGGGUGGACAUUCCGCCUCGGAGGCGGAUCCGGCUCCGUGCGUGACGACCACAUACUCUCCGCCUCCCUGUUGCGCCCCUGGUCUGAUCUGGACCUCGGCGCGCUGCUUCCCCUCUCCUUCCUCCCACGAUACUCCAGGCCCUGUCUGGACCCUGGUGUGGGAGACCCCGAACCUGGAGACGGGCUGACGUCAUGGUCUGGACUGGAGCCGCUGACCGGAGCUGGACCGUGCACCGGUGGAGCAGACUGCUCAGGCUCCAGACUGGAGCCGCUGACCGGAGCUGGACUGGGCACCGGUGGAGCGGACUGCUCUGGCUCCGGAGUGGAGCCGCUGACCGGAGCUGGACCAGACGACGGUGGGACGGGCUGCUCAGGCUCCGGACUGGAGCCGCUGACCGGAGCUGGACUGGACCCCGGUGGAGCGGACUGCUCUGGCUCCGGAGUGGAGCAGCUGACCGGAGCUGGAUCAGGCACCGGUGGAGCGGACUGCACUGGCUCCAGAGUGGAGCCGCUGACCGGAGCUGGACUGGACCCCGGUGGAGUGGACUACUCUGGCUCCGGAGUGGAGCAGCUGACCGGAGCUGGAUCAGGCACCGGUGGAGCGGACUACUCUGGCUCCGGAGUGGAGCCGCUGACCGGUGCCGGACCAGGCACCGGUAGAACGGGCAUGGGCCGUGCCGGACUGGACACACGCACCACUGGUCUGGUGCGAGGAGCAGGAACGGGCCGGGCCGGACUGGCGACGUGCACCACUGUUUUGGUGCGAGGAGCAGGAACAGGCCGGGCCGGACUGGUGACACGCACCACUGGCUUGGUGCGAGGAGCAGGAACAGGCCAGGCCGGACUGUGGUGGCGGACUGGAGGUCUGGAGCGGAGAGCUGGCACAACGCGUCCUGGCUGGGUGCCUACUUCCGCACAGUAUGUGUGAGGCAUCAGCACAGGACGCACUGGGCUGUGCACGCGCUCUGGCGAUACAGUUCGUAGAACCGGCGCAGGAUAUGCGGGACCGAGGAGGCGUACUGGAGACCAGGAGCGUUGACCCGGCACACCUCGUCCUGGCUGGAUGCCCAUCUUCGCACGGCACGUGUGUGGUGCAAGCACAGGACGUACAGGACUGUGCCGGCGCACUGGCGACACAGUACGUAGCUCCGCAUAGCACGGAGCCUGCCCAGUCACACGCUUCCUCUCAUGAGUACGGGGAGUUGGCUCUGCUCUGACACUAGGCUCCGCCAACCACCCCGUGUGCCCCCCAAAUAUUAUCUUGGGGCUGCUUCUCGGGCUUCCUCCUCGACCGGCCUCCUCUGUGUUGCCGUUGCUCCUCUCCUGCCUGGGCAUCUACCUUAGCCCAUGGUCCUUUCCCCGCAAAUAUCUCUUCCCAUGACCAUAAAUUGCCCACCUGUGACAUGGCUAUUCGCUCCGCCUGGGCACGCUGCUUGGUCCUCGAGUGGUGGGAUCAUCUGUCACGUUCGUUCAAUGACGGGUCAGACCAAGGCGCAGCGUGAUAUGCGUACAUGUUUAUUUAACUUAUAAACACAACGACAAAACAACAAGCGAAACGAAACGUGAAGUCCAAAGGUAGAACACACAACAUACCUUACACGGAACAAGAUCCCACAACUCACUAGUGCCAAACGGCUGCCUAAGUAUGAUCCCCAAUCAGAGACAACGAGCGACAGCUGCCUCUGAUUGGGAACCACACCGGCCAACAUAGAACUAUACAUACUAGACAAGCCACAUAGAUAAUACACAACAAAGAAUAUACACACCCUGACUCAACAUGUACGAGUCCCCUGAGUCAGGGCGUGACAAUCACAGUAUAGUAUAGUUUACCCAUAGUUUAUCACAGUAUAGUAUAGUAUAGUUUACCCAUAGCUUAUCACAGUAUAGUAUAGUUUACCCAUAGCUUAUCAAAGUAUAGUAUAGUUUACCAUAGCUUAUCACAGUAUAGUAUAGUAUAGCUUACCCAUAUCUUAUCACAGUUUAGUAUAGUAUAGUUUACCCAUAGCUUAUCACAGUAUAGUAUAGUAUAGUAUAGUAUAGCUUACCCAUAGCCUAUCACAGUUUAGUAUAGUAUAGUUUAUCCAUAGCUUAUCACAGUAUAGUAUAGUAUAGUUUACCCAUAGUUUAUCACAGUAUAGUAUGGUAUAGUUUACCAUAUCUUAUCACAGUAUAGUAUAGUUUACCCAUAGCUUAUCACAGUAUAGUAUAGUAUAGUUUACCCAUAGCUUAUCACAGUAUAGUAUAGUUUACCCAUAGCUUAUCACAGUAUAGUAAAGUAUUGUUUACCCAUUGUUUAUCAUAGCAUAUUAUAGUAUAGCAUAUUUUACCCAUAGCAUAUGACACUAUAGUAUAGUAUAGUUUACCAAUAGCUUACCACAGUAUAGUAUAGUAUAGUUUACACAUAGCUUAUCACAGUAUAGUAUAGUUUACCCAUAGCUUAUCACAGUAUAGUAUAGUAUAGUUUAACCAUAGCUUAUCAAAUUAUAGUAUAGUAUAGUUUACCCAUAGUUUAUCACAGUAUAGUAUAGUAUAGUUUACCAUAUCUUAUCACAGUAUAGUAUAGUAUAGUUUACCCAUAGCUUAUCACAGUAUAGUAUAGUUUACGCAUAGGUUAUCACAGUAUAGUAAAGUAUUGUUUACCCAUAGCUUAUCAUAGCAUAUUAUAGUAUAGUAUAUUUUACCCAUAGCUUAUCACAUUAUAGUAUAGUAUAGUUUACCUACAACUUAUCACAGUAUAGUAUAUUAUAGUUUACCCAUAGCAUAUCACAUCAUAGUAUAGUAUAGUAUAUUUUACCCAUAGCAUAUCACACUAUAGUAUAUUUUACACAUAGCUUAUCACAGUAUACUAUAGUUUACCCAUAGCUUAUCACAGUAUAGUAUAGUAGAGGACAGUAUAGUUUACCCAUAGCUUAUCACAGUAUAGUAUAGUAUAGUUUACCCAUAGCUUAUCACAGCAUAUUAUAGUAUAGUUUACCCAUAGCUUAUCACAAUAUAGUAUAGUUUACCCAUAGCUUAUCACAGUAUAUUAUAGUAUAGUUUACCCAUAGCUUAUCACAGUAUAUUAUAGUAUAGUUUACCCAUAGCUUAUCACAGUAUAGUAUAGUUUACCCAUAGCUUAUCACAGUAUAUUAUAGUUUACCCAUAGCUUAUCACAGUAUAGUAUAGUUUACCCAUAGCUUAUCACAGUAUUUUUUCCCUUUGUGUUUGUGGGUUCUUGUUCCGUGUUGGUCUAUGUUUACCUAGGACGUUACGAGUCGUUUGUUGUUUUUGUUUACUGUCCGUGUUUAUCGCUAAUGAUAAAUAAACAUGUUCGUUCAUCACGCUGCGCCUUGGUCUACUUCCUACGACGAUCGUGACAGAAGAACCCACCAUACCAGGACCAAGCAGCGUGUCCAGGAGCAGGCAGCCUGGACGUGGGAGCAGAUUUUGGACGGGCAGGGGUCCUGGACCUGGGAGGAAAUCCUGGCCGGGAUGGAUCGCCGGCCAUGGAGUGAGACAGUGGAGAGGCGACGGAGAGAGGAGCAACGGCGUGAUCAGUGUCGUCGUCGGACGGUCGAGACGCAACCCAAUUUUUUUUUUAGGGGGGGGCACAGGGCAUGGACGACGGGGCUGACAGAGGCAGAAAAGGGGCGUAUUCAGAAGGCCACCAGGUUAUGGGGGCCACUGGUCAAAGUAGGGAAAGAAGGUUUAGAGGCACGGCGAGAGGUACUGGGGUGUGUUACCAGUCCGGUCCGGCCCGUUCCAGAUCCCGGGGUAGAGCCAGUGGUGUGUGUCCCCAGUACGGUCCGGCCUGUUACGGCCCCUCGCACCAAAUGUACGGUGUGCGUCACCAGCCCGGUCCGGCCUGUUCCUGCCCCUCGCACCAAGCCUACGGUGCGCGUCGCCAGCCCGGUCCGGCCUGUUCCUGCCACUCGCACCAAAUCUACGGUGCGCGUCGCCAGCCCGGCCCGGCCUGUUCCUGCCCCUCGCACCAAGCCUACGGUGUGCGUCGCCAGCCCGGCCCGGCCUGUUCCUGCCACUCGCACCAAGCCUACGGUGUGCGUCGCCAGCCCGGCCCGGCCUGUUCCUGCCCCUCGCACCAAGCCUAAGGUGUGCGUCGCCAGUCCGGCCCAGCCUGUUCCUGCCACUCGCACCAAGCCUACGGUGUGCGUCGCCAGCCCGGCCCAGCCUGUUCCUGCCACUCGCACCAAGCCUACGGUGCGCGUCGCCAGCCCGGCCUGUUCCUGCCACUCGCACCAAGCCUACGGUGCGCGUCGCCAGCCCGGCCCGGCCUGUUCCUGCUCCUCGCACCAAACCUACGAUGUGCAUCGCCAGACCGGCCCGGCCUGUUCCUGCCACUCGCACCAAGUCUACGGUGCGCGUCGCCAGCCCGGCCCGGCCUGUUCCUGCCACUCGCACCAAGCCUACGGUGCGCGUCGCCAGCCCGGCCCGGCCUGUUCCUGCUCCUCGCACCAAACCUACGAUGUGCGUCGCCAGCCCGGCCCGGCCUGUUCCUGCCACUCGCACCAAAGCUACAGUGCGCGUCGCCAGCCCGGCCCGGCCUGCUCCUGCCACUCGCACCAAGCCAGGGUUGCGAGUCGUCAGCCUGGUCCAGAACGUUCCUGCUACUCGCACCAAGCCAGGGGUGCGAGUUGUCAGCCUGGUCCAGCCCGUUCCUGCUACUCGCACCAAGCCAGGGGUGCGAGUCGUCAGCCUGGUAAAGCCCGUUGCUGCUCCACGCACCAAGCCAGGGGUGCGAGUCGUCAGCCCGGUAAAGCCCGUUCCGGCUCCACGCACCAAGCCAGGGGUGCGCAUCGUCAGCCCGGUCCGGCCCGUUGCUGCUCCACGCACCAAGCCAGGGGUGCGAGUCGUCAGCCUGGUAAGGCCCGUUCCUGCUCUACGCACCAAGCCAGGGGUGCGUAUCGUCAGCCCGGUCCGGUCCGUUCCUGCUCCACGCACCAAGCCAGGGGUGCGUAUCGUCAGCCCGGUCUGGCCCGUUGCUGCUCCACGCACCAAGCCAGGGGUGCGCAUCGUCAGCCCGGUCCGGUCCGUUCCUGCCUCACGCACCAAGCCAGGGGUGCGCGUCGUCAGUCCGGCACAACCAGUGCCUGGGUCAUCGGUGCCUAAUCAGGUACCGCUCAACUGCUCCACAACGGAGCUGAAGCUAACCGCUCCUGCUACGUCCAGUUCAGCUCCAGCCAGCGGGGCCAGACCGGACCAGGGGCGCUAUGGGGGGAGUAUUGGAGGGUGGUGGGCAAGCCCGGAGCCAGAACCGCCGCCGAGGAGGAAUACCCACCCAGUCCUCCCCUGUUUUGCUCUAGUUGAGGCGCGGUCGCAGUCCGCGCCUUUAGGGGGGGGUACUGUCACACCCUGGCUCUGGGACUCUAUAUGUUGAGCCAGGGUGUGUUCAUUCUAUGUGUUAUAUUUCUAUGUUGGGGGUUCUAGUUAUUCUGUUUCUAUGUUGGCCUGAGUGACUCCCAAUCAGAGGCAACGAGUGUCAGCUGUGGCUGGUUGUCUCUGAUUGGGAGCCAUAUUUAAACUGUCUGUUUUUCCCUUUGUGUUUGUGGGUUCUUGUUCCGUGUUGGUCUAUGUUUACCUAGGACGUUACGAGUCGUUUGUUGUUUUUGUUUACUGUCCGUGUUUAUCGCUAAUGAUAAAUAAACAUGUUCGUUCAUCACGCUGCGCCUUGGUCUACUUCCUACGACGAUCGUGACAAGUAUAGUAUAGUUUACCCAUAGCUUAUCACAGUAUAGUAUAGUUUACCAAUAGCUUAUCACAGUAUAGUAUAGUAUAGUUUAUCAUAUCCGGGACCACCCAAAUGUAUGCGCACAUGACUGUAGUCGCUUUGGAUAAAAGCGUCUGCUAAAUGGCAUAUUAUAUUAUUAUAUUAUUAUAUUAUAUCUUAUCACAGUAUAGUAUAGUUUACCCAUAGCUUAUCACAGUAUAGUAUAGUAUAGUUUACCCAUAGCUUAUCACAGUAUAGUAUAGUUUACCCAUAGCUUAUCACAGUAUAGUAAAGUAUUGUUUACCCAUAUUUUAUCAUAGCAUAUUAUAGUAUAAUAUAUUUUACUCAGAGCAUAUCACACUAUAGUAUAGUAUAGUUUACCCAUAGCUUAUCACAGUAUAGUAUAGUUUACCCAUAGCUUAUCACAGUAUAGUAUAGUUUAGUUUACCCAUAGCUUAUCACAGUAUAGUAUAGUAUAGUAUAGUUUACCCAUAGCUUAUCACAGUAUAGUAUAGUAUAGUUUACCCAUAGUUUAUCACAGUAUAGUAUAGUAUAGUUUACCAUAUCUUAUCACAGUACAGUAUAGUUUACCCAUAGCUUAUCACAGUAUAGUAUAGUAUAGUAUAGUUUACCCAUAGCUUAUCACAUUAUAGUAGACAAUGUGUUAACAAACCUCCAAACGAGCUUCAAUUCCAUACAACACUCCUUCAGUAGCCUCCAACUGCUCUUAAACACUAGUAAAACUAAAUGCAUGCUCUUCAACCGAACGCUGCUUGCACCCGCCCACCCGACUAGAAUCACUACUCUAGACGGGUCUGACCUAGAGUAUGUGGACAACUACAAAUAUCUAGGUGUCUGGUUAGACUGUAAACUCUCCUUCCAGACUCACAUUAAGAAUCUCCAAUCCAAAGUUAAAUCUAGAAUCGGUUUCCUAUUUCGCAACAAAGCCUCCUUCACUCAUGCUGCCAAACAUGCCCUCGUAAAACUGACUAUCCUACCGAUCCUUGACUUCGGCGAUGUCAUUUACAAAAUAGCCUCCAACACUCUACUCAGCAAAUUGGAUGUUGUCUAUCACAGUGCCAUCCGUUUUGUCUCCAAAGCCCCAUAUAAUACCCACCACUGUGACCUGUACGCUCUUGUUGGCUGGUCCUCACCACAUAUUCGUUGCCAAACCCACUGGCUCCAGGCCAUCUAUAAAUCACUGCUAGGCAAAUCCCCGCCUUAUCUUAGCUCAUUGGUCACCAUAGCAACACCCACCCGUAGUCUGCGCUCCAGCGGGUAUAUCUCACUGGUCAUCCCCAAAGCCAACACCUCCUUUGGCCGCAAUUCCUUCCAGUUCUCUGCUGCCAAUGACUGGAACAAAUUGCAAAAAUCUCUGAAGCUGGAGACACUUAUCUCCCUCACUAACUUUAAGCAUCAGUUGUCAGAGCACCUUACCGAUCACUGCACCUGUACACAGCCCAUCUGAAAUUAGCCCGCCCAACUACCUCAUCCCUAUAUUGUUAUUUAUUUUGCUCAUUUGUACCCCAGUAUCUCUAUUUGCACAUCAUCUCUUGCACAUCAUUCCAGUGUUAAUACUAAAUUGUAAUUAUUUUGCACUAUAGCCUAUUUUAUUGCCUUACCUCCAUAACUUGCUAAAUUUGCACACUGUAUAUUAUAUGUAUUUCUGUUGUAUUUUUGACUUUGUUUUGUUUUACCCCAUAUGUAACUCUGUGUUGUUGUUUUUAUCGCACUGCUUUGCUUUAUCUUGGCCAGGUCGCAGUUGUAAAUGAGAACUUGUUCUCAACUGGUUUACCUGGUUAAAUAAAGGUGAAAAAAUAAAUAAAAUAAAAAUAGUUUACCCAUAGCUUAUCACAGUAUAGUAAAGUAUUGUUUACCCAUAGCUUAUCAUAGCAUAUUAUAGUAUAGUAUAUUUUACCCAUAGCUUAUCACAGUAUAGUAUAGUUUACCCAUAGCUUAUCACAGUAUAGUAUAGUAUAGUUUACCCAUAGCAUAUCAUAGUAUAGUAUAGUAUAUUGUACCCAUUGCAUAUCACACUAUAUUAUAUUUUACCCAUAGCUUAUCACAGUAUAGUAUAGUUUACCCAUAGCUUAUCACAGUAUAGUAUAGUAUAGCUUACCCAUAUCUUAUCACAGUUUAGUAUAGUUUACCCAUAGCUUAUCAAAGUAUAGUAUAGUUUACCAUAGCUUAUCACAGUAUAGUAUAGUAUAGCUUACCCAUAUCUUAUCACAGUUUAGUAUAGUAUAGUUUACCCAUAGCUUAUCACAGUAUAUUAUAGUAUAGUAUAGCUUACCCAUAGCCUAUCACAGUUUAGUAUAGUAUAGUUUAUCCAUAGCUUAUCACAGUAUAGUAUAGUAUAGUUUACCCAUAGUUUAUCACAGUAUAUUAUAGUAUAGUUUACCAUAUCUUAUCACAGUAUAGUAUAGUUUACCCAUAGCUUAUCACAGUAUAGUAUAGUAUAGUUUACCCAUAGCUUAUCACAGUAUAGUAUAGUUUACCCAUAGCUUAUCACAGUAUAGUAAAGUAUUGUUUACCCAUAGCUUAUCAUAGCAUAUUAUAGUAUAGCAUAUUUUACCCAUAGCAUAUGACACUAUAGUAUAGUAUAGUUUACCAAUAGCUUACCACAGUAUAGUAUAGUAUAGUUUACCCAUAGCUUAUCACAGUAUAGUAUAGUUUACCCAUAGCUUAUCACAGUAUAGUAUAGUAUAGUUUAACCAUAGCUUAUCAAAGUAUAGUAUAGUAUAGUUUACCCAUAGUUUAUCACAGUAUAGUAUAGUAUAGUUUACCAUAUCUUAUCACAGUAUAGUAGAGUAUAGUUUACCCAUAGCUUAUCACAGUAUAGUAUAGUUUACCCAUAGCUUAUCACAGUAUAGUAUAGUAUAGUUUAACCAUAGCUUAUCAAAGUAUAGUAUAGUAUAGUUUACCCAUAGUUUAUCACAGUAUAGUAUAGUAUAGUUUACCAUAUCUUAUCACAGUAUAGUAGAGUAUAGUUUACCCAUAGCUUAUCACAGUAUAGUAUAGUUUACACAUAGGUUAUCACAGUAUAGUAAAGUAUUGUUUACCCAUAGCUUAUCAUAGCAUAUUAUAGUAUAGUAUAUUUUACCCAUAGCUUAUCACAUUAUAGUAUAGUAUAGUUUACCUACAGCUUAUCACAGUAUAGUAUAUUAUAGUUUACCCAUAGCAUAUCACAUCAUAGUAUAGUAUAGUAUAUUUUACCCAUAGCAUAUCACACUAUAGUAUAUUUUACACAUAGCUUAUCACAGUAUACUAUAGUUUACCCAUAGCUUAUCACAGUAUAGUAUAGUAGAGGACAGUAUAGUUUACCCAUAGCUUAUCACAGUAUAGUAUAGUAUAGUUUACCCAUAGCUUAUCACAGUAUAUUAUAGUAUAGUUUACCCAUAGCUUAUCACAAUAUAGUAUAGUUUACCCAUAGCUUAUCACAGUAUAUUAUAGUAUAGUUUACCCAUAGCUUAUCACAGUAUAUUAUAGUAUAGUUUACCCAUAGCUUAUCACAGUAUAGUAUAGUUUACCCAUAGCUUAUCACAGUAAAUUAUAGUUUACCCAUAGCUUAUCACAGUAUAGUAUAGUUUACCCAUAGCUUAUCACAGUAUUUUUUCCCUUUGUGUUUGUGGGUUCUUGUUCCGUGUUGGUCUAUGUUUACCUAGGACGUUACCAGUCGUUUGUUGUUUUUGUUUACUGUCCGUGUUUAUCGCUAAUGAUAAAUAAACAUGUUCGUUCAUCACGCUGCUCCUUGGUCUACUUCCUACGACGAUCGUGACAGAAGAACCCACCAUACCAGGACCAAGCAGCGUGUCCAGGAGCAGGCAGCCUGGACGUGGGAGCAGAUUUUGGACGGGCAGGGGUCCUGGACCUGGGAGGAAAUCCUGGCCGGGAUGGAUCGCCGGCCAUGGAGUGAGACAGUGGAGAGGCGACGGAGAGAGGAGCAACGGCGUGAUCAGUGUCGUCGUCGGACGGUCGAGACGCAACCCCACAUUUUUUUUAGGGGGGGGCACAGGGCAUGGACGACGGGGCUGACAGAGGCAGAAAAGGGGCGUAUUCAGAAGGCCACCAGGUUAUGGGGGCCACUGGUCAAAGUAGGGAAAGAAGGUUUAGAGGCACGGCGAGAGGUACUGGGGUGUGUUACCAGUCCGGUCCGGCCCGUUCCAGAUCCCGGGGUAGAGCCAGUGGUGUGUGUCCCCAGUACGGUCCGGCCUGUUACGGCCCCUCGCACCAAAUGUACGGUGUGCGUCACCAGCCCGGUCCGGCCUGUUCCUGCCCCUCGCACCAAGCCUACGGUGCGCGUCGCCAGCCCGGUCCGGCCUGUUCUUGCCACUCGCACCAAAUCUACGGUGCGCGUCGCCAGCCCGGCCCGGCCUGUUCCUGCCCCUCGCACCAAGCCUACGGUGUGCGUCGCCAGCCCGGCCCGGCCUGUUCCUGCCACUCGCACCAAGCCUACGGUGUGCGUCGCCAGCCCGGCCCGGCCUGUUCCUGCCCCUCGCACCAAGCCUAAGGUGUGCGUCGCCAGUCCGGCCCAGCCUGUUCCUGCCACUCGCACCAAGCCUACGGUGUGCGUCGCCAGCCCGGCCCGGCCUGUUCCUGCCACUCGCACCAAGCCAGGGUUGCGAGUCGUCAGCCUGGUCCAGAACGUUCCUGCUACUCGCACCAAGCCAGGGGUGCGAGUCGUCAGCCUGGUCCAGCCCGUUCCUGCUACUCGCACCAAGCCAGGGGUGCGAGUCGUCAGCCUGGUAAAGCCCGUUGCUGCUCCACGCACCAAGCCAGGGGUGCGAGUCGUCAGCCCGGUAAAGCCCGUUCCGGCUCCACGCACCAAGCCAGGGGUGCGCAUCGUCAGCCCGGUCCGGCCCGUUGCUGCUCCACGCACCAAGCCAGGGGUGCGAGUCGUCAGCCUGGUAAGGCCCGUUCCUGCUCUACGCACCAAGCCAGGGGUGCGUAUCGUCAGCCCGGUCCGGUCCGUUCCUGCUCCACGCACCAAGCCAGGGGUGCGUAUCGUCAGCCCGGUCUGGCCCGUUGCUGCUCCACGCACCAAGCCAGGGGUGCGCAUCGUCAGCCCGGUCCGGUCCGUUCCUGCCUCACGCACCAAGCCAGGGGUGCGCGUCGUCAGUCCGGCACAACCAGUGCCUGGGUCAUCGGUGCCUAAUCAGGUACCGCUCAACUGCUCCACAACGGAGCUGAAGCUAACCGCUCCUGCUACGUCCAGUUCAGCUCCAGCCAGCGGGGCCAGACCGGACCAGGGGCGCUAUGGGGGGAGUAUUGGAGGGUGGUGGGCAAGCCCGGAGCCAGAACCGCCGCCGAGGAGGAAUGCCCACCCAGCCCUCCCCUGUUUUGUUCUAGUGGAGGCGCGGUCGCAGUCCGCGCCUUUAGGGGGGGGGUACUGUCACACCCUGGCUCUGGGACUCUAUAUGUUGAGCCAGGGUGUGUUCAUUCUAUGUGUUAUAUUUCUAUGUUGGGUUUCUAGUUGUUCUGUUUCUAUGUUGGCCUGAGUGACUCCCAAUCAGAGGCAACGAGUGUCAGCUGUGGCUGGUUGUCUCUGAUUGGGAGCCAUAUUUAAACUGUCUGUUUUUCCCUUUGUGUUUGUGGGUUCUUGUUCCGUGUUGGUCUAUGUUUACCUAGGACGUUACGAGUCGUUUGUUGUUUUUGUUUACUGUCCGUGUUUAUCGCUAAUGAUAAAUAAACAUGUUCGUUCAUCACGCUGCGCCUUGGUCUACUUCCUACGACGAUCGUGACAAGUAUAGUAUAGUUUACCCAUAGCUUAUCACAGUAUAGUAUAGUUUACCAAUAGCUUAUCACAGUAUAGUAUAGUAUAGUUUAUCAUAUCCGGGACCACCCAAAUGUAUGCGCACAUGACUGUAAGUCGCUUUGGAUAAAAGCGUCUGCUAAAUGGCAUAUUAUAUUAUUAUAUUAUUAUAUUAUAUCUUAUCACAGUAUAGUAUAGUUUACCCAUAGCUUAUCACAGUAUAGUAUAGUAUAGUUUACCCAUAGCUUAUCACAGUAUAGUAUAGUUUACCCAUAGCUUAUCACAGUAUAGUAAAGUAUUGUUUACCUAUAGCUUAUCAUAGCAUAUUAUAGUAUAGUAUAUUUUACUCAGAGCAUAUCACACUAUAGUAUAGUAUAGUUUACCCAUAGCUUAUCACAGUAUAGUAUAGUUUACCCAUAGCUUAUCACAGUAUAGUAUAGUUUAGUUUACCCAUAGCUUAUCACAGUAUAGUAUAGUAUAGUAUAGUUUACCCAUAGCUUAUCACAGUAUAGUAUAGUAUAGUUUACCCAUAGUUUAUCACAGUGUAGUAUAGUAUAGUUUACCAUAUCUUAUCACAGUACAGUAUAGUUUACCCAUAGCUUAUCACAGUAUAGUAUAGUAUAGUAUAGUUUACCCAUAGCUUAUCACAUUAUAGUAGACACUGUGUUAACAAACCUCCAAACGAGCUUCAAUUCCAUACAACACUCCUUCAGUAGCCUCCAACUGCUCUUAAACACUAGUAAAACUAAAUGCAUGCUCUUCAACCGAACGCUGCUUGCACCCGCCCACCCGACUAGAAUCACUACUCUAGACGGGUCUGACCUAGAGUAUGUGGACAACUACAAAUAUCUAGGUGUCUGGUUAGACUGUAAACUCUCCUUCCAGACUCACAUUAAGAAUCUCCAAUCCAAAGUUAAAUCUAGAAUCGGUUUCCUAUUUCGCAACAAAGCCUCCUUCACUCAUGCUGCCAAACAUGCCCUCGUAAAACUGACUAUCCUACCGAUCCUUGACUUCGGCGAUGUCAUUUACAAAAUAGCCUCCAACACUCUACUCAGCAAAUUGGAUGUUGUCUAUCACAGUGCCAUCCGUUUUGUCUCCAAAGCCCCAUAUAAUACCCACCACUGUGACCUGUACGCUCUUGUUGGCUGGUCCUCACCACAUAUUCGUCGCCAAACCCACUGGCUCCAGGCCAUCUAUAAAUCACUGCUAGGCAAAUCCCCGCCUUAUCUUAGCUCAUUGGUCACCAUAGCAACACCCACCCGUAGUCUGCGCUCCAGCGGGUAUAUCUCACUGGUCAUCCCCAAAGCCAACACCUCCUUUGGCCGCAAUUCCUUCCAGUUCUCUGCUGCCAAUGACUGGAACAAAUUGCAAAAAUCUCUGAAGCUGGAGACACUUAUCUCCCUCACUAACUUUAAGCAUCAGUUGUCAGAGCACCUUACCGAUCACUGCACCUGUACACAGCCCAUCUGAAAUUAGCCCGCCCAACUACCUCAUCCCUAUAUUGUUAUUUAUUUUGCUCAUUUUUACCCCAGUAUCUCUAUUUGCACAUCAUCUCUUGCACAUCAUUCCAGUGUUAAUACUAAAUUGUAAUUAUUUUGCACUAUAGCCUAUUUUAUUGCCUUACCUCCAUAACUUGCUAAAUUUGCACACUGUAUAUUAUAUGUAUUUCUGUUGUAUUUUUGACUUUGUUUUGUUUUACCCCAUAUGUAACUCUGUGUUGUUGUUUUUAUCGCACUGCUUUGCUUUAUCUUGGCCAGGUCGCAGUUGUAAAUGAGAACUUGUUCUCAACUGGUUUACCUGGUUAAAUAAAGGUGAAAAAAUAAAUAAAAUAAAAAUAGUUUACCCAUAGCUUAUCACAGUAUAGUAAAGUAUUGUUUACCCAUAGCUUAUCAUAGCAUAUUAUAGUAUAGUAUAUUUUACCCAUAGCUUAUCACAGUAUAGUAUAGUUUACCCAUAGCUUAUCACAGUAUAGUAUAGUAUAGUUUACCCAUAGCAUAUCAUAGUAUAGUAUAGUAUAUUUUACCCAUUGCAUAUCACACUAUAGUAUAUUUUACCCAUAGCUUAUCACAGUAUAGUAUAGUUUACCCAUAGCUUAUCACAGUAUAGUAUAGUAUAGUUUACCCAAAGCUUAUCACAGUAUAGUAUAGUAUAGUAUAGUUUACCCAUAUCUUAUCACAGUAUAGUAUAGUAUAGUUUACCCAUAGCUUAUCGCAGUAUAUUAUAGUACAGUUUACCCAUAGCUUAUCACAGUAUAGUAUAGUUUACCCCUAGCUUAUCACAGUAUAGUAUAGUAUAGUUUACCCAUAGCUUAUCACAGUAUAGUAUAGUUUACCCAUAGCUCAUCACAGUAUAUUAUAGUAUAGUUUACCCAUAGCUUAUCACAGUAUAGUAUAGUAUAGUAUAGUUUACCCAUAGCUUAUCACAGCAUAGUAUAGUAUAGUUUGCCCAUAGCUUAUCAUAGCAUAUUAUAGUAUAGUUUACCCAUAGCUUAUCACAGUAUAGUAUAGUAUGGUAUAGUAUAGUUUACCCAUAGCCUAUUACAUUUACAUUUUACAUUUUAGUCAAUCAGCAGACGCUCUUAUCAAGAGCGACUUACAGUUAGUGAGUGCAUACAUUUUUCAUACUAUCACAGUAUAGUAUAGUAUACAGUGCAUUCAGAAAGAAUUCAGAGCCCUUGACUUUUUCCAUAUGUUAUUACAUUACAGCCUUAUUCUAAAAUUGAUUAAAUUGUUUUUCCCUCUCAUCAAUCUACACGUAAUAUCCCAUAAUGUCAAAGCAAAAACUGUUUUUUAGAAAUUUUUGCAAGACCAAAAAAAUAAACAAACGGACAUAUCAGAUUUAUAUAAUUAUUCAGACCCUUUACUCAGUACUUUGUUGAAGCACCUUUGGCAGCGAUUACAGCCUUGAGUCUUCUUUGGUAUGACGCUACAAGCUUGGCACACCUGUAUUUGGGGAGUUUCUCCCAUUCUUCUCUGCAGAUCCUCUCAAGCUUUGUCAGGUUGGCUGGGGAGCGUUGCUGCACAGCUAUUUUCAGGUCUCUCCAGAGAUGUUCGAUAGGGUUCAAGUCCGGGCUCUGGUUGGGCCAACAAGGACAUUCAGAAACUAUAUAGUAUAGUAUAGUAUAGUAUAUUAUAGUAUAGUAUAGUAUAGUAUAUUAUAGUAUAGUAUAGUAUAGUAUAGUAUAGUAUAGCAUAGUAUAGUACAGUAUAGUGUAGUAUAGUGUAGUAUAUUGUGGUACAGUGUAGUAAAGUGUGGUAUAGUGUAGUGUAGUGUAGUGUAGUAUAGUGUAGUAUAGUGUAGUAUAGUGUAGUUAUAGUGUAGUUAUAGUGUAGUAUAGUGUAGUAUAGUGUAGUAUAGUGUAGUAUAGUGUAGUAUGGUGUAUUAUAGUGUAUUAUAGUAUUGUGUAUUAUAGUGUAGUGUGGUGUAGUAUAUUGUAGUGUAGUGUAGUAUAUUGUAGUAUAGUAUAGUAUAGUAUAUUAUACCCAUAGCUUAUCACAGUAUAUUAUAGUAUAGUAUAGUAUAGUUUGCCCAUAGCUUAGCCGAGCUUACCCACUGUUGGCUCUCCUUAUCCUGCGACUGAGACUAGAAAAACCUUUAGUAAACCGAUACACAGACUAUGAGGAGGCAGUUGAUAUUCUAGGCAUAAGAUUUCAAGUACUGUAUCCUUUCACUUUCAUUGGACUGUUCUCUCACUGCAAUGAUCUGAUGCUCUUUAAAACAAAUAAUAACACUAAAGUUGUUGUUGAUUAAUACUGUUGCUAUCUUUCACUGUUUCCUCAGUCUUCACUUGUCACCGUGAAGUCACCUUUCCUAAGAAGAGCUCAGCAUAAGAGCAGUAGACUCAACACAUAUUUAGUUGUGUGAGUGAGUGGCUACUCUGUCCCCUUGCUUCAAGGGCUAACAGGCUGUGAACUCUCCUUGGCCAGCCACCCCCCAGACCGCCACUCACCUUGACCUCCCCCAGACCCCCCCUCUCCCCCCCUCUCCCCCCCAGACUCUCAGGCCCAGUCUCCCCAUAUCUAGCCCAGGCCUGGGGGGUUGUUCACCCCAGACUCCCUUCUCCCCCCUCUCCCUCCAGACUCUCUUCCCCCUCUGCUUUCAAAAGCUCUCUGUGUCACCAGACUGAUUAAAACAAACAGCGGUCUUAUUUUGGUAUCUAAUCGAAUAGUACUCCUUUUCUUUAUGUCAGCUCUGGAGUACGCAGAGUAUUAGGUGUCCAUGGAAUCCACAACUCUCCCCAACCCCCUCCCCCAGCCCCCCUAACCCUCCCCUCCAUGACUGAUCUUAGAUUUCAAACACUGGAGGACAUCACAUAUUGUAGGCAAAGAGUAAAUACAGACUUAUUAAAAUUCCUUUUUAGCCUCCAUGUGUAAACAGGAUAUGUGCUAUACAGAGGAGGCUAGUGGGAGGAGCUAUAGGAGGACAGGCUCAAUAUAAUGGCUGGAAUGGAAUAAAUGGAACGGAGUCAAACGUGUGGUUUCCAUAUGUUUGAUGUGUUUGAUACCGUUGCAUUUAUUCCAUUCCAGUCUUUAUAAUGAGCCCGUCCUCCUAUAGCUCCUAUCUAUUCCCUACAGCGCAGAAUGUUGACAACAACAUGUGUUUCUCAUAGUUUGGUAUAGGAUCAGGGGAUGGAAGGGACGUUUUCUGAGGUUGACCCGUUAUCUGGGGUUGGAUGGGGUUGGGGGAAAUAGAGUAGACUAGUGUUUAUUGUUAUAUUAAUGUUGAGCACGUCGGGCUCUGCCAGAUCAGGACUCCCUCUUUGACCUGCAAGGAAAAGCCAAGAGAGCAGUAUCCAGGUGCAUCUAAUAAAACACUGUGUGUGUGUCUGUCUGUCUCUCUGUCUGUUUGAGCCCUGGUCAAAAGUAGGGCGCCAUACAGGGAACAGGGUGCCAUUUGGGACUCAGGCGUGGUGUGCUGGGGUGUCCACUCUUGUGAAUAGCACACAUAAAGUAUGUCAAUAAAACUAAAACUAUGUACGACUUUGAGAUUGGCCGUUGUGCUGGAUGUUGCAGUUAGAAGUCAGACAAGGAUGGUACGUUUUUCUGGUUAGAGCUGGUUAGAGCUGGUUAGGGCUGGUUAGGGCUGGUUAGGGCUGGUUAGGGAUGGUUAGGGAUGGUUAGGGAUGGUUAGGGCUGGUUAGGGCUGGUUAGGGCUGGUUAGGGCUGGUUAGGGAUGGUUAGGGCUGGUUAGGGCUGGUUAGGGCUGGUUAGGGCUGGUUAGGGCUUUAUAUUUGCAAAAGUGAAGAAUAAAUGGGUUCCAAAAGUACUUAUAAACAAACUGGACAUAAAUGAUCUCGUCAGAGCACCUAACCCAGGCCUCAAUAAUGCCUGUUGGCAAUUUGCAUGAACAGGAACAAGUUUUUCCCAACCUUCCUGUCUGACCCAAACAGGAAAUGAGGGGUUAAAAUACCUUCUUCUUCUUCUUCUUCUGUGAGAUUUUAUGGUGUAUUGUUGUAUUGUCACCACCAACUAGACAGUGGUGAAAAAAAUUCCAUUACGGAUAAAUAAAAAACAUGAAUCCACACCUAUUACAAUAAAAACAAUUUAAAAACGUAUUAAAAAACAUCCCACUCCUUCAGUCAUUCAAACACUAUAACUCCCUACACAGGCUCUGGGGCCUGCAAGGGUGGGACCACACCAGACAGAACUCCAAAUCUUUUAAUCCUAGAAAUCAUUCAGCUUGAGCAGUGCCGUUUACCACCAUUUCUAUAAAAGUAAUAGGAGACUCUCUCAACUGCCCUGAUUUUGGUAACCUCGGUCUCUUUCACCCUCCUGGGGGCAUUCAACGGAUUUCGCUUCAUGAUCUCCACCACAGUUACAUUUUGUUCCUUGUCCAUUCUCUUCUGCCAAACCAUCUCCUUCAUAAUGGCCUUUCCCACAUAUCCCAUAUCUCGGCUUCUCCAUCUGCAUACGCUUGAUACAUGUCCACACAUUUUACAGUGGGUAGCCUACAUUGCAAAGGUAUGUGAAUAAACAGGGUAGUUCCCAAAUCCCAGCUGCACUCGGAUAGGGAGAAACUAAUCAAAACACAAGAACAGGUUAAAAUACCUUUGACCCAUAAUGCAUUUCACCAUGGAACAUACCAAUUCACAUUUUUCCCAACAAUCCUAUCAACAGGUUGGCGUGAACCACAACACAAUUUAAACAUGGCGCUCUCAAACUCACAUCCAUUUGCCUGUCACAAUCUCCGACCAGGAAACAUGAAGACAAGGAAGUUAAUAGCCGACUGUGGUACCGCAGGCAUUGUUAGCAGAAAACAUGAUCUCCAAUAACAGUAAAUGGAAAAAUUGCAAUCUUCUUAUUUAUCUUUGUGCAAAUAAACAAAUAUUUUGAAGAGAAUCAUGGUACCAAUAAUUGCUUCUAAUACACCGGAUGUAUGUCUUUGAACUGGUUAUUUUUCAAUCGCACACAGAAGAAGUUAGUUGCUAAUGGCAGCCUUCAGUACCCCCGUCGGCCUUCAACUUGAGAUCCUCAGUGAGAGGGGGCAGCACUGAGAUAGCCUGCAACGUCACUUCCUGGAAUAGCUUUACUUGGCUCAUCACGCUCUAGACAUUCCUUGUGGCGGGCCGGGCGCCUGCAAGCUGACUUCGGUCGUCAGUUGAACGGUGUUCCUCCGACACAUUGGUGCAGCUGUCUUCCGGGUUAAGCGAGCGGGUGUUAAGAAGCGUGGUUCGGGGUGUCAUGUUUUGGAGGACGCAUAACUCGACCUUCGCAUCUCCCGAGCCCGUUGGGGAGUUGCAACGAUGAGACAAGAUCGUAAUCAUGAAAUUGGGGAAAAAAGGUGGGGAAAAUAAAUAAAUAUAGAAAUCAGCUCCGUGACCACAAUUUUUAAUUAAACAUAGAUAAAAGGAAAGCAUGGGUAAAAUGUAAUUGAAGUACAGCUACAUAAGGACAUACAAAACCUACAUAAAGUCAUUCAAAUAGGCUACACAAUUAGGCUAUGAAAUGCCUAUAAACUGACACUUACAGAACCAUCUAGUGGGGAUGUAGCGACAUCCCUCUAAAUAGAAACCAUGAGUGAAUAAUUGUUGUAAAACCAAAGCAAAGAUACAACAUAUUCAAAAUGAAAGGUUCUUUGUUUUAGGUCAGCAGUGAGUUGGCUACUACAGAACUAUAAUUCACUCUCUCUGAGAAAAGCACACAGAUUAACAAUUCUACACAAUAAGAUGAAUGUCUUGUCAAAAAUAUUUCCAUAGGUGAACCCUCAACGUAUGGAAAAAUAGCUUUUAUUCCAACCUCGCAGCUCUGUUCUGUGGUGUGUAGGCUCUAGGAAGUGAAAUAUUACCUUACCCUCUUAUAAUGAUCAUCCAUUUUCUCUACUGUCAGGCCGAAACCCAGGAGGCUUUAUUAUGGGGGGGGACUUCAAUAGAACGAGAGGAGAGGACUGGUCCUAAAAUAUACGACUGGAAUCAUUCCUUCUAAUGGCCUGAGCCGUGCUAGUUCAGAUGUAAAGGGUGUGUGUGUGCGUAAGUAAUUGUGGGAGAGUCUGUAUUAACCCCAAAAACUGUAUGUCAAACCCUCCAGACCACAGUGUUUUAUGGCCAUGCCACUGCACUAUGCAGGGUGGAAGUAGAGUUGUUUAUGGUUUAACUAACAGCACGUUGGCUUUGGUUGUUGUGGCUGAGUUUAAUGCAAAGAAGAUGACUUUUCCCCCAAUGUCUGGCACCUUGGAGGAAUAACUGACACUUUAUUUAAAUGUAUUGAAUCACUAAUCAUUUGAACUGUCUUAGAGAGUGUUUGUGAGAAGGAUGCUUAAAAUACCGUACAGCUCUGGCUUUAGAAUCAUAGCUUUACUGUCUUCAAGGCGGAAUAGAAGUGUGAUUGUGAACUCUUCUGUGAAAGAUAAGGAACACAGAGGUUGGUCCUGCCCCCAUAGCUAUUAUCAGUAACAGAGACAAUAGCUAUGCCCUUAUCAACCCAUACUCCUGUAAUCAAUAAUGGAAUUGGGUGGGAAGAACAAGGGGAUGAUAACAAUGAUGAAUGAUAAUGGAUGAUGAAUGAUAACAAUGAUGAAUGAUAAUGGAUGAUGAAUGAUAAUGGAUGAUGAAUGAUAAUGGAUGAUGAAUGAUAAUGGAUGAUGAAUGAUAACAGUGAUAUGGAUGUAAUGUAAUGGAUGAUGAUGAUAGUAUGAAUGAUAACAAUGGCUGAUACUCAUGGAUGCUGAUCCAUGAUAUGAUAAUGUGAAUGAUCAUGGCUUGCUAUAUAUGUGUGCACAUGAUGCAUGCAUGAUCUUACAUACUGACAUUUUGACUGCUCCUGUGCUGAUGAUGCUCUGCUGAUGCAUGUACUCUCCUGUCCUGUCUCUGCUCUGUCCUGACUUGCUUUGUCUGGAUGCUCCUGGCUCUGCUGUCUGCCUGCCCUGACUGCUGCCUGUCUGCUCGCCUGCUCUAUCUGCCACUGCUGCUCUCUGCUGCUCUGCUGCUGCACUUGAUGAUGAAUGCUACUGUAUGCUGCCUAAUCUGGCUGCGCUGCUACUGGUGCUGCCUGCUCCUGGCUGCUGCAUGCUCCUGGUGCUGCCUGCUCCUGGCUGCUGCUGCUCCCCUGCUGCCUGCUCCUGGCUGCUGCCUGCUCUCUGGCUGCCUGCUCCUGGAGCUGCUGCUCCUGGCUGCUGCUCUCCUGGCUGCUGCCUGCUCCUGCUGCUGCUGUCCCCCUGCUGCUGCUCCUGGCUGCUGCCUUCUCCUGGUGCUGCAUGCUCCUGCGCUGCCCCUGGCUAUGCUGCUGCUAUGGUCCUGGUGCUCCUGCUCCCCUGCUGCCUGUACCCAUGGCUGCUGCCUGCUCCUCGCGCUGCUGCCUGCUCCUGGUGCUGCCUGCUCCUGGCUGCUGCCUGCUCCCCCUUGCUGCCUGCUCCUGGCUUGCUGCCUCUGCUCCUGAUACCCUGCUGCCUGCUCCUGCUCGUCUCAUGGCUGCUGCCCUGCUCCCCUCGCCUGCUGCUUCUGCUCUCUCUGUGCUUCUCUGCUUCCCCUGCUGCUGCUCUGGAUGCUUCUGUUCCUGGCUGAUUCUGAUACCUGCAGGAUUAUGACUCUGGCUGCUGAAUGUUAAUGGAUGAUGAAUGUUAAUGGAUGAUGCCCACACGGCUGUCGCCACAACAGCGUCUGGCUGGGUCGUUUGUCAUUGUGUGUGUGUGUGUGUGUGUGUAUGUGUGUGUGUGUGCUGAAGGCGCUGGCUACUGGCAAACCGCCAGGUCUGCCACAGGGGCCGUCUCGUCUGAGCCAAUAUAUAUAUAUCACACUGGGUCAGUCCCAAAUUGCACCAUAUCCCCUAUUUAGUGCACUACUUUUGACCCAUAGGCCCACAGGACUGUGGUGAAAAGUAUUGCACUGUAUAGGGGAUAGUGUGUCAUUUGGGACUGAGACGCUGUCUGCUAGCCUUGUUACCUGAGGAGAUAUGAUGGUGUGCUGACUGAGGAGGGUCAGGCACGGACUGGCCAUAGGGCAGUUCUGGCAAAUGCUAGAGGGGCUGGUCAAAUAUAUAUAUAUAUAUAUAUAUAUAUAUAUAUAUAUAUAUAUAUAUAUAUAUAUAUAUAUAUAUAUAUAUACUGUAGAAUGAUUAUUAUUUGGCUAUAAUGGGGGCCUAGAAGGAAAACAAUGGGCCGGUGUAAGGGCCGAUUAGCAGCCUAUAAAGGCACUGUUAUGUGUCCAGAGUGUUGACCGUGUGUGUGUAUGCCUUCGUGCAUGCGUGCGUGCGUGUGUGUGUGUGUGUGUGUGUGUGUGUGUGUGUGUGUGUGUGUGUGUGUGUGUGUGUGAGAGAGAGAUGGCUGAGCUUUGGCUGGCUGUAGCACAGAUGGUCGUGAAGUCACUACACUGA
Messenger RNA from Coregonus sp. 'balchen', 35079 nucleotides. The record is from the annotation of a GenBank genome assembly. NCBI's taxonomy places the organism in Eukaryota, Metazoa, Chordata, Actinopteri, Salmoniformes, Salmonidae.